AUGUACCGACUCUCCGAGUCCAGAGUUCCCGUGGGCGCAGGCGGGGACGCGGCGGACCGGCAGCCAGAUCAAGCGGUGCCCCGCGGCCCCACGCCCCCAGUGCGCCGCUCCAGCCGGGUGGACAAGCAGUCCGAGGCCCCGGCUCAGGCCCAUGUCGCGCGCGCUUACCUCUCCCCGUCGCCACGCGUGGGCCGCCGCCGCGCUCAGGCUCGCCGUGGUGGAGGCCAGAGCAGGCUUCCAAGAUGGUCGCUCACGGGGCGGGACCGACUGCACUUCCGCUUCCGGGGUGUGGGGGUGGCCGCUCUAGGCAGCGCUGGCGGACUGUUCCCUCGUUUCACUGUUACAGCCUCGAGAUAUGGCGCGACAGCAAUCUUAAAGUCUGGGCAUUUGAACGCGGCCGGCCGCGGUUUCGCGGGCCGGAUGCCAGGGCUCGCUUCCCGCAACCGGAGCGCCCUUCAGGCAGUCAGACGCUGCCAGCGGAGACACAGGCCACCUCCACUGUCAGCUGAGAAGGAACACCGGGAGGGGCUGAUGGAGCUGCCUAUCUCCUUCACACAGCUGUUCACCUUCUUCUGCACCGAUACCACCAUCCAUGGACCCUGCCACCUGGUCAGCUCCAGCCACAGCCACCUCUGGAAGGCAGCCUGCUGCUCCUGGGGGCUCUGGUCAUGUUCUGAUGAAAUCUGGGCCCCGGAGUCAGCCUUCCAUCUGGACCAAGGGCUCCGUCUGCAGAGGCUGAGUGAACCACGCAGCCAAUACAAAGUGGGGUUCAGACUGAGCAACAGUACGGGUGGCAACUGCUUCAACCGUACCUAGUCCUCAGCUGAGAGGGCCAUCCAGGAGUGGCACCAUUUCCACUACAUGAACAUUCUGGCCAACACCCAGGAAGACAGCCGCCAGAGCCACUUUGACCCCUCCUGCCAAAACAACCAACAAGAAUGCCCAUCUGGGAGCUUCAAGACCUUCCACCAUCCCAUCUACAGCAGUUGUUACACCUUCAACGAUAUCUUGGCAUCAAAGCACUAGGAUAUCACCAGAGGGAUCAUCCUGGUGCUCAGGGUAGAGCAGCAGGACCACCUGCCCCUGAUGUCCACGGAGGCUGGCAUAAAGGUCAUGAUCCACGGGCACAACCAUACGCCCUUUCUGGAGUCCCGCUUCCUGGAGCCCAGCAACUUCACCCUAAGCAUCCAAGAAGAAGAGGUCCACAGGCUCCUGAGCUCCUACGGGAACUGCGUGGACAGAGACGAGGACGUGGACCUGCCGCUGCUGUACAAUACGUCCGACACCAUGCAGGCCUGCGUGUUCUCCUGCUUCCAGCAGCUGACUAUCAAUAACUGCUCUUGUGGCUACUACCGCUACCCCCUACCCGCGGGGGCUGAGAACUGCACCUACGCUUAGCAUCCAGCGUGGGGUCACUGCUUCUAACGCCUCUACCCAGAACUGGAAACUCAUAGCCAGCCUUCCUGCUUCUCUUUCUGUCCCAGGCCCUGCAAGAGCAGCAUCGCCAAAGUGAACAGCAUCUACCAGGGACUCAACUACCUCAAGAUGAAGGAAAGGCUCCUAGUGAGCCGGCAGGCUGGGCAGGCCAAGCUGGGAGGCAGGCAGGGUGAGGGCCACCAUGUGCCAGGGGCCCUGCCCAGCUCACCAAGGGCCUCAUCACAGCCAGGGCCCAGCACGGUGGCAGGGGCACCCUAUGCCCAGAUGGAAGUUGGCCAGAUGCCUGUCAACUACCAGCAUGAGGCCAUGCCAGCUGCAAUUCCCACGGAAGCUUCCAGAGGCUCUGAUGGGAGUCUCAGCUAG
Messenger RNA from Chrysochloris asiatica (Cape golden mole), 1800 nucleotides. RefSeq names its product sodium channel, non-voltage-gated 1, delta subunit (gene SCNN1D). Gene Ontology annotation, cellular component: membrane. Gene Ontology annotation, biological process: sodium ion transmembrane transport. Lineage: Eukaryota; Metazoa; Chordata; Mammalia; Afrosoricida; Chrysochloridae. Gene Ontology annotation, molecular function: ligand-gated sodium channel activity. The record is from RefSeq and is a predicted model, not a curated record.